Messenger RNA from Aspergillus fijiensis CBS 313.89, 950 nucleotides. RefSeq lists its product as uncharacterized. The transcript is spliced from 2 exons. The record is from RefSeq and is a predicted model, not a curated record. Lineage: Eukaryota; Fungi; Ascomycota; Eurotiomycetes; Eurotiales; Aspergillaceae. Gene Ontology annotation, molecular function: protein binding. Bases 80 to 880 code for a protein of 266 amino acids.
CUCGCGAGCACUCGAACUGUAAAAUCAUAUGGUCAAAAUCCAGCUCCUAGUGCAUAGUCCCCGUUCCUGAUCAAGACCAAUGGAUCAAGUCCUCGCCCUCCCCGAGCUCCUCGAGCCCAUCCUACUGGCUCUCGAUCUCCGAACUCUCCUAACCUCAGCCCAGCGGGUCUGCACCCAAUGGCGAAGUAUCGUCCAACGAUCCUCCUCCUUGCAGGAAAAGCUGUUCUUCAAGCCCCGAGCAACAGCCAAGAGGCAUUAUUCCCCGGAACCGAUCUUCAACCCUCUUCUGACGACAGCCUUCCCCGCAAUCUUCCACGCUGUCUCCCCUCACCGCGGCCGGGAAUUCAACAUCGCCGACCUAGAACUCAUCACGCACCCGGCUAAGCGAACAGCGUACCUGCGCCCCGAAGCGAGCUGGCGCUCCAUGCUCAUUCAGCAGCCGCCGACAUCCUCGUUCGGCAUCGUGCAACGCAGUGGCGGCCAACUCGGGUAUAGCGGCUCAUAUGAAAUAAUGAAGACGGAAGGUGGUUUGCGCAUGGAAGCACUGUUCGAACUGCUAUUCUUCCACCAUGACAUCGACGCUUACAACUGCCCCGACGGGAUCAUCUGGUGGAGCGAGGGCGCUGCGCCGAAGGUCGGGAGGUUGCUCGAGCCCUUCGCGGAGGAGGAGGGCGAGAAGGUAGAACAGCCCGGGGUGCUGGUGCAUGUGAGUUUCUUUGCCACUUGUACGUCGACGGAAUCCGAGCUGGAGGAUGAGGAUUAUCGGGACGUGCUGAAUGCGGUGCGGGCUGGGUACCAGGCGCUGAAGUUGAAGCCGAAGGUCUUGGCGGGGCCCGAGUGGGAGAGGCAGACGUGGGAGUAUUCCAGAACCUGGGACUGAUUUGUUGGUGGUCAAGCGUACUGUACAGUGCACAAGACAAGUGUUUUGAAAAAUUGUUCUUAGGAGGGAG